Molecule: messenger RNA, 16212 nt
Organism: Galleria mellonella (greater wax moth)
Lineage: Eukaryota; Metazoa; Arthropoda; Insecta; Lepidoptera; Pyralidae
Gene: kon
Product: chondroitin sulfate proteoglycan 4
Exons: 25
Coding region: 376-7455 (2359 amino acids)
Source: RefSeq, a predicted model, not a curated record
AUAGGCGGCGCUGUCCUGUUGUUUAACUAUGUUUUGUCAUGUGUGUGUAAACUGUAAAUUAUUUGUGACUAAAACAAUAUUUUUAUCUAGUUAUUGAAUAAAAGCAACCAGUUUUUGUAAUUAUAUAUUCUAAGAUAGUGAUUAAACAGUGAAUCUUUAUAAGAUAAUGAUUGUUCGCUAGCACUGUCUACUACGGCUUUGUGACGCCACGCCUGCCUUGUUGAUUUGGAGAUGUCCUCAAAAAAUUAUAUUACUGUAUUGAAAAGAAUACUUUACAAUACAUAGUAUUAAAUGAGAAGGGAUUGAUAAUGUAUUAAUUGAACACGUUUACAUUUUAUCUUGUGUUCUCGUUUUACUUUUCUUUUUUGAUAGAAGAUGGAAGUUAUUCUAAUUUUAUCACUUCUUUCUAUGGCUGUGGCUUAUGACAAAGCAUCAUUCUAUGGAGCCAGCUUCAUAUCAUACCCACUUCAAGAAGCAAAGGGUGUGACAGACAUAAGUUUUAGGUUUCGCACUCAUUCGUCUGAUGCUCUAUUAUUGCUCACUACAGGCAAAACUGACUACUGUAUGAUUCGUUUAGAAAGUGGUAGAUUAAAACUGCACAUAAACCUCGGUGCUGGGGAAAGCGAACUAUCAUCUCCUAAAGGCAUACACCUCAAUGAUACACAGUGGCAUCACAUCAGUAUAGUGCGGAGGGAAGCAAAUCUCACUAUGAAGGUGGAUGACAGUGUAGUCAAGAAGAAAUUGCCAGGAAAAUUUUUUGAAUUGAACAUACAUUUUGGAAUAUACCUGGGUGGCCUGGGUGACUUCUCUGAACUAUUCCUGGGGCAUUUGGAGAAUUUUCGUGGUUGCAUGGAAGAUGUGUACUAUAAUGGAGUGAAGAUAAUAGAGAAGGCUCGAAGUCGUAGCGGUUCAGUACGCGUGGAGGGAGUCACUUGGAACUGUGCACCUGAAUUCGACGCUGACAUAAAUGCCGACAUAAGCUUCGUUGAUGAAGGAGCUUAUUUAAUUUUACCUAAAAUAAAUUCAAAAGCAGGUGGAAGAUGGCACAUAGAAUUCAAGACGAUAACCCAAAACGCGAUUAUACUAUACAAUCCUGGCGGUGUACGAGGAUCUGACUUUCUUGCUGUGGAGAUCCUGGAGGGAGUGAUCUGCGUGAAAAUGGCUCGGGGACAAAUUAUCCACACAGUCAGGAUUAACGAUGGACAAUGGCACAAGUUACAUUUGUCCUUCAAUCCUUCUUUGAUUGAGUUGUCCGUGGACAAUGUGGCCAUGAGUACACGCAUCGAGAGCGGUGGUACGAGACACCUCGAUCUCUCCGAUUCCUUCUACCUCGGUGGGAUUGAAAGUGAGAAGAGGCAGAGGGCGUUCACUAAGGGCGUUAAAGCUGCCGAUUCUAGUAUCAUGGGCUGCAUAAAACCUAUAGAGGUGGACGACAAAAUCUUCGGCCUGCCCACUGCUGUGGUGACGUACGGCGUGAGCCCCAAAUGUGUGUGGUGGUACCCUUGCCACUCCAGUCCCUCCAACCCGCCGUGCGUGUCGCAAGCUGUCUGCGAGCAGCACGGAGUUGAUCACUUCACCUGCAAAUGUGAUUCGGAUUUGUGCAUCAACCCUGACUACGCUGAGAAAUAUAAAGUAUAUUCAAAGUCGAGCAGCAAACUGGAACUGGUCGCUCUAUACCCGCUGACGGUCCAGGAAGGAGGCGUGGCUGUCAUCACCACGCAGAAUAUAGACGUGGUGUUAGAUCACCACAAGUACGGUGUACGUCCGUCCGGAGUGUUACUCCACGUGGCGCAGUCGCCGCAGCAUGGAAGGAUCGUCGUCGAUCUGUCGCUACAGAGGAAUUCUCCGCAGUACACGAACUACAUCGAAAGUGAUGGGAAGAUGAAGCAGUUCUUUACGCUCAUGGACUUGUCAAGAGAUAAGGUGCGGUACGUGCACGACGGCUCAGAGAACCACCAAGACGCAAUAGUCCUGGACAUGGAACUGAUUCCAGAGACCAAGUUCACGUUGCCCAGCUACCUGCAGGGCCGGAACACGUUCGUGCUCCACGUCAACGUCACGCCGGUCAAUGACCCGCCUGUACUGAAUUUACUGCCCGGAAAAGUGCUUAGGCUCACACAGGGUACACGUAAAGCGAUCACUUCGGACAUACUGAAAGCCGAGGAUCCAGAUACUCUACCUGAAGAUUUAUUAUAUACUGUGCUACACGGCAAGAAUGAAGCAAACAGUGGUCACAUCGAAAUGUCCGGACAGCCAGUGGACUCAUUCACACAGCAAGACAUCGACGCCGGUCUCAUAUCGUACGUGCACGGCUCUACCAGUGAUAAGCAGUUAAAUAAAACAUCCCUCAGGCUCACUUUACAGGUGUCAGACGGCAUAGAAACCAGCGGUCCAGGCAUUCUCCGCAUCUCCAUAGUGCCACUCCAAGUUCGCCUGGUGAACAACACUGGCCUACAGUUGGUGCAUAACUCGUAUGUGCUGAUCACCGCUGAUAACCUGACCUUCACUACAAAUGCUGAUGAAACGAACGUGCAAGUGAAGUACGACAUAGUGAAGCCACCACAAUUUGGUGUGGUGGAACGACUGCGGGUUCUCGACGGUACUUGGCAGACGGUUGAUUCUUUCACCAGCGAGAUGGUGAACUUCGGAAGAGUCCGGUAUAUGCACUUACUGGGCAGCCCCUCGCACGAUGACUUCAAGUUCAAGGCAUCUGUGGGGACGAUACGAACAAACACAUUAUACGACUUUCGACUAACAUUUAUCAAACUCGAACUGUACCAGUCGGUCAACGAACAAUUAAUAUUGAAUAACACAAGAGAAGCCUUCAUAUCUUCACAACAUUUGCGCUUUAAAACGAGACCGCUGGCUUUACACAGCGAUCGCAUCCAGUACACUAUACUUGGACCACCGAAAUAUGGUAUACUCCACUUGUCAUCGGGUAAACGCCACUUACAAGGUCAUAGUACGUUCACCCAAUACCACAUAGACACCGACCAGUUGUGGUACAGGCUUCACAGAAGAGCCUACUCUCACAUUCAAGACGAGUUCUCAUUCGUAGUGAGCGCCACAGAAUGCGAGAAUAUCACGGGUGUUAUGACGAUAACGCACACACCGGCGUCAAUGACCUCGGACCACUUAUCCGGAAGGGUCCACACUACCCUAGAAAGGUUGCAAGUGUCCGAAGGCUCCAGGAUGGUCAUACCUGCAAGCCACCUCAAUUUCCGAACAGAUGUAGUCACAAAUUUGGUGUUUAAUAUCACCCAUUUACCGAAGCACGGUAAAAUUGAGGUGGAAAACGAGAAAGAUAUAACGAACGAUACAACUUUCUUCACGCUGCAGGAACUGAAUUCGGAUAAGGUUUACUACGCUCACGACGAUUCUGAGAGCAGGCAUGAUUCUUUCCACUUCAUGGCUUUGAGUCCCGAGCCUGAGGACUUUCAAUACGUAGGUGUUUUCCACAUAGAUAUAAUGUUGAAAAAUGAUAACAGCCCAGUGAGAGUCAACGAUAAUGUGUUCCAUAUUGUACACGGGGGCGCCAGGUUGAUCACCGCCAGGGACCUGAGUUACACCGACGCAGAUUUGGACACUAAACCUUCGGAUAUAAUUUAUACGAUACAGACCAAUGAUCCCCCCAACGGUGGUAUCUUCAGGGCUGACAAUCCUUCUGAAAAUAUUGCUCAGUUUUCCCAGGACGAUAUAAACAAGAAUCUAGUUUUGUUCAAACAUCAAGGGAAGGAGUAUGGGAAGAUGGCGUUUUGGGUAUCAGAUGGGUUAUUCGAUGUGAAUGGGAAUUUAGAGAUUCAAGCAUCACCUCCAUUCAUAAGAAUGUACCCCACAAAUGGUUCGAUUGUGGAAAAUGGGAAAGCCGUUGUUAUCACCACCAGAGAUAUGCAGGUUGACACAAACAUGAACUGCUUAGAGGAGGACAUUCGUUACGAAGUCAUGAUAGAGCCGAAGCACGGUUCGAUCGAAGUGGGCGAGGGGCUGGGCGCGUAUUCAUUCACGCAAUUGGACGUGGCGGCCGGUCGAGUCGCUUACAGGCACAGGGAGCCGAAGACGCCCACAGAUCAAUUCCGAUUCAAAGUGAUGUGCUUGGACACAUGGGGCGAGGAUGUCUAUCCCAUAAAGAUAUUCCCAUCGAGCUAUUGGGAGCCGCUGCGGGUCACCACCAAUCGGCCUCUGGUGGUCGAGGAGUCCACCAGUGUUAACAUCACCAAAGAAGUUUUGGAGGUUAUGCAUCCUCAAAUUGAGCCAUCGAAUAUAGUCUAUCAAGUUACCGAAGGCCCUUACCACGGCUGGCUCGAAAUCACAACCACACCUGGGACCAUCGAACUCGAGAACUACAACGAAGAGCCGGUACACACUCGAGUGUUCGAUCAAUCGAUCAUAAAUGUUAAUCGAUUGAUUUACGUGCAAUCAGGUGUGAACCGAACGAGGGAUCGGAUAAAAAUGGACGUCACUAAUGGUAUCGUUUGGUUGAGAGACCUAGAGUUGACUGUUGUAAUAAUACCGGAACACUUUUACGUCGUUGCGUCGAAUUUGACGGUCGUCGAAGGCGAAACGGCCAGUUUAAAACCGGAUCUGUUCCGGACGGUCACAGAGUAUUACCGGGGCAAAGUGGUCACGUACAAGGUGGUCGAAAAACCGAAGUAUGGGAAGAUAGUGAUGGGCGAUCAAGAGUUGGGCUUGUUACCGGUUUUGAAACUUAAUUCUGGGAACAUACAGUACACCAACGACGGUUCGGAGGAAGCGUUGGAUACAUUUAGAUUGGUCGCAAUAACGGAGAAUAACAAGGAGAGCGAGCCGUUCCACGUACGGGUCAACAUAGUACCGGUGAACGACGAGACUCCCAUAGUGGCGGCCAACACCGGCCUAUGUGUCUGGGAGGGAGGCACCUUCACUUUCACCAGGAACGAGCUGUAUGUAAACGAUAUAGAUACGCCAUUAGAAAAUGUGACAAUCCGAGUGGUAGAUAUAGUAUCUGGAUACAUUGCGAUGAAGAGAGAUCUCGAGACUGCUGUAUACCACUUCACGCAAGCGGACAUUGACAAUGGACAAGUAAUUUUUGUACAUAAAAAUGGAUCCAAGGGUAAAAUGAUAUUUAAUGUCACAGAUGGUCUUCACGAGCUAUCCAAGAUCACAUUCCUGAUCACCACAAAGUCAGUAUCACUAAAACUUAUAAGGAAUCUGAACCUCCGCGUCUUCCCGCUCAUGAGGGAACCGCUCAAUAAUUACCUGCUGAUGUCCAAAUGCUCGGACUUCACGCGGACUAUAACAUACAAGGUAGACAGAGCCCCGACUCUCGGCAGACUCGUAAUGCUGAACGGCGAGAAUCACCAUAGAUCGAUAAAGCAGUUCACUCAACAAGACGUGAACGAUACGAUAAUUUACUACGAACAUACUCAUCCAUUCUCCGACCUUUACACAAACGAUUCAUUCAUAUUCACCGUGGAAGCGGCUCUAGCGAAGCCUAUAACCGAUCAGGUCUUCCACAUAGAUAUAUCCGUGUCCACCGGUGGAUUAGCCAGAUAUGUCCAUAUACCACAGAUUAACGUGCAAGAAGGAGACAAAGUACCGAUAAUAGUGAACGUUACUAACGUCAUAGCGUAUCUCGAGACGCAGGCUGGUCUACGGCAGCCUCUCGUCGAGGCUCAGUGGUCCCAGCCGUCCCACGGUGAACUGAAGCCGUCCAUGCUGUCACUAACACAGUCGCAACUAGAGGGCGGUGUGGUGAACUACGAACACGACGAUUCCGACACGGUACAGGAUAAAAUUGAUAUGUCCUUGUAUCUGUUACCUGAUUAUUUCUUACUCUGUAACGUCACAAUACCGAUACAUAUAAUACCAGUGAACGACCAACCAUUCAGGCUACUUACUGAUACUCCCCAAAUACAAGUAGUCCAAGGUGAGAAUUACACGAUAACUAGAAAGGACUUGUUAACCGAAGACGCCGAUACGAGUCCAUCAGGGAUCUUAUACGAUAUCAUAAGUGGUCCCACCCAGGGCAGGAUUGUGAUGUUAGACAAAAACCAAACCAUAGACGAAGCACAGUCGAUUAACAAGUUUACACAAGAAGACAUAAAUAAUCGCAAAGUCAUAUACGAGCAUUCGGGUGUACUUCAAACCGCGACGUUCUAUUUCAGAGUGUGGGAUGGCCAGUUCAAGCCGACAUACACGGUUUUCACUAUAGAUGUCAUGCCGGUUAUACUAAAUGCAACAUCUUUGCGGCCGAUCAGCCUGCAGCAAGGGUCAAACGUGGCUACAGUCACCACGGAUCAAGUUUAUAUAGAGACUAAUGCGGGAAUCUAUAAGGUGUGGUACAAUAUCACCCGUCAACCGGUCCACGGCGUGAUUUACGUCGGCAGGAACACAGUGACGUACUUCUCUCACAAAGAUUUGGUCGAUCGCAUUGUUAUAUACAUGCAAAAUGAUAUGACAACUGCGAACGACAGUUUCGACUUGAUAGCGUAUGUACAUAAUAGUAAUUCGACCCGUCCGUUCACUGUAAGCGUUGUGGUUCAACCUCUAAUGAAACCGUUGGGAGACUUGAGAGUAGAUGGGGAUAAAGCGAAGAUCACUUUGAGCGUUAUGGAUGCCACGGACUUGGCGACGCUCACAUUAAGCGAUCCGUACUAUACGAUAUUGCGAAAGCCUAAAUACGGGUCUAUAAAGAAGAUAAUCAGGAGUUCUGGUGAGAAGACCAGCGCUAGAGAGAGGGAAGUGACAUAUUUCACUCACGAGGACCUGAAAGCCGGUGUAAUAUAUUUCGUUACGAAGAGAAAGCCGAACGAAUUGAACGGAAUGGAGGACAGUUUCCGUUUCCAGUUAGCCACCACGAUAUUUCAACCAGCCACUGGGGAUGUUAGGAUACUAAUUGGUAAUAGGCCCAAGAAGAAUUUGCCGGGACCCAAUGAUCCGGAGAGUCACGAAGGUGUUCCAGUCGCGAACGGCGAAACAGCCUCAUACUACAUGAUGAUCCUAAUGGCGUUGUCCGGGACGGUGCUGGCCAUCGUGGUGAUAUUCGGGCUGCUCAAGUGUCGCCGGUACAUCAUGAGGGAUCAGAACGCGCUGGUGAAGAUCCACGGACAGAGUCAGGGCGCGGUGGCGCCCAUACCGCUGCCGCGGCCGCCCGACCAUCUGAUGCCGUCACCGUCGCAAAUAACUCCGCCUAUUAAACGCAGUUACGUGUCAUCAGAACAGUCGGUGCAUACUGGUGCUAGUACGCCGCUACCGUCCGGGGGCAGCGUCGCAUGCAAAGUGACGCCCCUGGCCGACCCCACGCUGCCGGAUCUGAACGCGCGGUACCCGUACGGCGCGGACGAUCAUACCGACGUGAGUAUGCAAAGUGCGGAAGACUGGAGUAGUUACGAAGCUAGCGAGUCAGCGUACCCUAUCCGUGCACCAGGCGUCGCGCCCGCGAACCCUAUGCUCAGACGGAACCAGUAUUGGGUCUGACCCAAGGACACGUUCACACUGCCGAGGGCGCCUAGACACGUCACCCUCACCACGCGUGCCGAUAAUUGCGUCACACUGAACCGUCGGCUGCAUCAACGGCGCGGCGUCGACUUAGUUCCUACGCCCUUCCUACUCAGUAACUACACACUCAAACACGCCAGUUGCGAGAUCACACUGUAAUCUCUUAUAAAUUAGACUCAACCGAUUAAGUACUCUAAUGUCAUAUUGAUAAUGUUUAAAUUUGGGUGCAUACUCUUUGUUUUAUGGAUACUCCUUGCGGUCAACUUCAGUUGAAGCAAAUUUGAAAUUAAUAAUUACACUAUUUCAAAUACGUUGCCAUAAAUAAAAAAGUUGUUACAUUUGUUGACGUUUAAUAUAAAUCCUUAUUUUAAUAUAGGUUUCCGAUCUUGAGCAAAAUAUCGAUUUUUCAAUCGAUUUGAAUUAAGAGGUUGAUCUAUGAAAAAUCGACGUUUAAAUGAUUGGAUUCUCAAAAAUCGAUAUUGAUCUUUUCAUGUGUACGUUGACAUCUAUCUUGGUUUGUUCAUUUUUGUAACAUUUUUUUUUACGUACAUUGAAAAAAGUACGAUCUGAAAUCGUGAAUCGAUAAAUUUUUUAAAUUUUCGAUUAUGUCGAAUUGAGAUAGGAAACCUUAAAAUAUGAAUUGAGAUUUCGUAUUUGGAAUACAGUGUAAUGUUUUUGAACGAACAUGAAUUACUUUCUUAAUAUGGAAUAGAAGUUUUUAGACUUUUUUACAUAUAAGAAGAAUGUCACAUGUUUUUUUUUUCAAUAAUAGAUUUACUAGUUUUCGGAAGACUUUUUUAAAUUUGAUUAUUUUUUGUUUUAUUGGAAUUAGAGUAUCGAAAUAGGUGUGUGGACUAAUUAUUUGACUGUAUUUCUUCAUUUCUGCUAAACUAUCAAACAUUCUAGUUAAACGGGUAUUUAAACACAAAAGUCGAUUACCAAUUUGAAAAUUUCAUAAACAGAUAGCAAUAUACGUAUACAGUACCACUCGUGCGCGCUGAAUAUUAUUUAAAAAAAAAAACAAUAAUUUCCUAAUUACCUCAAUUAAGUAAUAGCAAUAUAAAUAUAUGAACAGACUGUAACAUCACAGGUUCUAUAUAUAUAUUUAUUAAGUUUCUAGGAGUUUAAAAACCUGCAUUACAGGAAUCAUUACCAUUCAUUUCGUAUUACCCCAUCGAUGAAAGUGUACUAGUCUGUUAAUAUUACGCCUUCAGCGUGAAAGACUUGUUAAAUUUGGCGGGUUAUACAAAAUUAAUCGUAUUAUGAUUCGUGUAAAGUGAGCUUUUUAUGCCUCCUAUUCUACAGAUGUUUAUCGAGAUGGAACGUCCACUUGUAUUUAUAGGAAUGAUAAAUUACUUAUGCAAUUUUUUUAUGAAACAAGAUUUAUGUAAAAAAUAAUGCUCUCUACGUCCACACUCCAUCUUAUAUAUUAUUUACUUAUAUAUACUUUAUAGGACAAAAUAUAAAAAAAAAAAUUACGGUGCAUAUAAUACAACGAAUUUUUUAAAGUUCUAGACAUACAUAGAGUUAGACGACGCAUAUUUAAUAUAUGUAUGAAAAUUAUUCGUGUCACCUCCAAAUUACUCAAUGUAAUAUUAUUAAAGCUAUUUAUUAAUGUCUAACUUCGUCUUAUCUAUAUUUUAUUGAAAAUAACGUCUCUAAUUCUUUCAUUGUUUAUUCACUAAAUAUUAUAUUUUACUGCAUCUAUUUCCUUUAGUUAUUAAAAUUUUUUUUUAAGAAUACAAUUUGGUACUAAGGCUGGCUUGUUAUACGUAAAGUACUUACAAUUAUGAUAUCUAUGUAUUUAUGUCCAGUCUAUGCUCAAUUCGUAUUUAUAGUCCACGAAAAUGCUGGCCAUUUAAUGCGCAGGUACUUCCAUUCAUAUUUACUUCAUCUGGAAUUUUCCAGGUUUUUAAAUCCAACGAGGACAUUUUUCGCCCUAUAUUUUAGUUCGAUCGUAAAAGCCCUGUAAUGUACACAUGCAAGUGUAAAUGCAAGAGUUGUGUAAGGCCACAGUUUACACAAAGGUAUUUUUUUUCUGUUUACACGUGUGAAAUGUAUAUAAUAGGUGCAGGACUUCAGUUAACGAAACUCUUUGUUGAGUAAUGUUGAUCAGUGGUCGUUCUAUCUAGGUUACAUCUGUGGAAUUGAUUUUAUAAUUUUAACCCAAUAGUUUAUAGUGUUUAUACGAAUAGAAUUAGUUUUAACUAUUAUAAUUAUGUCCCAUGUGUUAUACACGAUUGUCAAUCAUUCAGUACAAGUAUGUGUAAUUUUAAAUGAAUCAAUUUACACAUUUAACAAGUUAAACUGUGUUAAAUAAAAACCGCGUUUUAAAUUAUUCAUCCGUUUCGGAGCUAUGAUGUACGGAUAAACAAAUACAACAAACAUACACAGAUAUUCAUUUUCUAGCCAUUUUUUUUUUCAGCUACAAGUUGAAUCGUUUCCGUGUUAGUAUUAAAAUUGUCAAUUGUCAGGACUCUAUAAAUGUUCUUUCUUCAUUCACCGAUAUUAACAGGAAAUGGAUGAUUUGAGGGAAGCUAAGUGGAAAUUAUCAGUUUUUCAAUUAUAAUAAUUUUUACGAUAAAAUGUUAAAGGCAAGUACUAAAAUCGGAAAAGAUGAAAGGUGUACAAAAAAUUCUAUAUUUCAUGUUAUUUCAUCUCAUCUUAUUUCAACGUAUUUCAUCUCAUCUCAUUUCAUUUCAUCUUGUCUCAUUCAUCUCAUCUCAUUUUAUCAUCUCAUUUCUUCUCGUCUCAUCUCAUUUCAUCUAAUGACAUCACAUUUAAUUUCAUCUCCUUUCGUCUUAUUUCACAUCCUCUAAUUUCAUCUCAUCCCAUUUCACCUCAUUUCAAAUCAUUUCAUCUCAUUUCAUAUCGUCUCACUUCACUUCAUUUCACCUCAUUUCAUUUCUAUUCAUUUCAUCUCAUUUUAUUCCGUUUUCCAUUUCUGAUGAAAUCAAGAAUAUUGAAGUUUUUAGUUGUCAUUGUUUUAAUUAAGACACUACAUUCAAUAUUGCAAUAGCUAGAAACAUGUGUGCAGGGUGUAUUACUUAAUACUUGGGUAUGGCAUCGCAUGAAUGUUGCUAUGUCAUCACAGCGUGUUCUGUGAUCUUCGUGGAUUUUAUGUCAAUAGGCGAUGCUUAUUACCACUUUCCAUCAGAAGAGCUGUCAAAUUACUAUUACAGAUUGUCUAAAUAUAUGUGUUGAGAUAGGAAGAACGUAGAUCGUAGACCACCGUGCACACAAUUUUCGCAUUACGAGAUUGGAAUUUAAAAUAAUGUUUAUAAGAGAUUAUUAAACCGAAUGCGGGCUUCAGUACGGGGCAGAUUAUAAGGGUAGAAAGGGAUAGUGUGACAUUGGUACCUUGUUACACGACAGACAAAAUAUAAGACUGCUAUUACAGUUUGCACAUUUUACAUAAUUUUUUUUUUUUUAUUAUGAACAGAUAUGAGAAAAAAGCCAAUGCAAUGUGCCAAAGGAUUUUAUGUGACAUAACAUUGAUUAUAUAAUUGUUUGUUAGCUGUUUUAUAUAAGUAUUAAGAUUCAUUUUAUUGAAAUUAUUAAAAUAAAUUUCCUUUUUAGGAACUAAUAAUAUGCGUAUAGAUAAUUUUAUUAAGUUAUUAAUUUUAAUGAAUGUAACUGGCGUUGUAAGGGAGAAUUUAUUAAUGUAAGUGUGCUAACAUUGAUGAUGACUUAGUUGAUGUAAUUAAUUAAUUAAUUAAUUAAUUAAAUAUACAUGGUUUUUAAAAAUAUGCAACAAACAAUUUGUGGCAUAUUUUUAAACAUCAUAUGUAUAAACAGGAAUUAAGCUUUGUAUUUGAAAGGUUUAGUAAAUUUUAUUGUUGGUACGAUUUGAUAAUAAAUAUAAAUGUACUAUUAGAAUAGAGAUUUUUGGUUUCUUUUUUUUUUAAUUUUUUUCUCGGAAAAGUAAUAUAAUUAUAAAAUAUACAUAUACAUAUAAAGCAAAAGAUGAACGAACAAAAAUAAAGGCUUGAUGUAUAGAAAUAAAAGUGAAUAUGUAAAAAAAGAAACUGAUUUUUUAAAAAUGUCGUAGAACAAUUUCAACGGACACCGUAUUUCAAUGGACAACAUAUACGGCGUUUAAGUGUUACUAAACAUUUUUUUUUUUAUUAGUAGCUCUUGUGUUGUAAACGUAAUAUUUAUAUGCACGAACCGCUUUGCGACGGCCAAGGAGUGGAGCUCUCUGAUCAGUGGAACACUUAGAGCAUGAUCAUUAGUGGGAUUCUUGAAUAGAAAAAAAAUGUCAACAUCAAUAUCCGUAGUAAUCAUUGUCUUGUAAAAUAUACCCACUCCGGUCGAUGUUACGGAAUUCUCUGGACGUGUACGCUUUUAUGGCCUCUGCCUCUCACUUUCAUGCUGCGCUUGCGCAGUGUACGCCUGUGGAAAUCGCACCGACUUCCGCAGGUGCCGGGUGGGAGACACUGUUAUCUCUCGUUUUGGUUUCAACUAGGCGAGAGGUCGGCCUUACGAUAGGCCUCAACAUCUGUUGCCGUAACACAAGCCCGCCCCAAUAUAUUCAAUGUUUUAAUAUAUAAAAAAAGAAAUUAAAAAAGUGCGUCGUACUUCAGUUUUAGUGGACAACGUCAUGGAUAACUUAACUGUAUCCGUAUUCAUAUCAGCCAUGAACUGUACACCGCUGAACAUAGCCUCCCUCAUAAGGGGACGUUUUGCGAAGUAGUUGCCACGAUUGGCAAGCGGUUGUUAAGAGGGACUCUACUCUCCCACCUACACUACCCUCAACCACAAGCUCUCUUAGUGGCCACUUACGACACUCACGGGAAAGGAAGGGGUGGCCUAUUCUAUGCUGCGACUACACAGAAAAUCCAUUGUAUUUGCUCCUAGAUACAGUUGAUUCAUCCAUUUUCUAUCACACGUUGAGACGGUCGCUCUGUCCCGUCAUGUUUCUCAAAUUUCACAGCAAAUAAUGUUGUAUCAAUCCGUUACAUGCUUUAUUUCGUUCACCUAUAUUUCUCUAGAAAUAUGCAUAUAUGUAUAUCUGAUAUACGGUUUAAAAUUUUACAAUUAAAAUAUGAUUGAGAAUUAGUUGUAAAUUUAUUGUAAUGUUGGGCGAAGUGAAUCGACAAAUUGUGUCCUGUUACAGAGUUGGAAACAAGUAUCAUUGAACACAGAUAAGCUUGUUGGUCCAUUGAAAUCGGUGUCUAUUUCGGAUGUAUGACAACAGACAGACGGGGAAAUUAAAAUACAACACUAAAUCAGCAAUUUAAAUUAGUGUAAUGUGUAGGUACGGUAGAUAUUCAAGAAUAAAGGACAUGCGAUUUUAGUUUCUAUUCUUUAAACAUUAAAGUGCCUAGUGUAGAAGGUGGUAAUAGGAGCUGUAAUUACUAACUAUAGUUUUGUGUUAAAUCAGGGUUUAAUAGCAUUUUGUAUAUAGAAUAUUCUAUAUUUAUUUGCUAUACCUACUGAGCAUUAGCUUAGCACAUUUUUUUUUUACAAUUUACUGCUCAACUAUAAGUCGUAACAAUUGUCGGAAACGACAGACAUAGUUCAAAGAAUUCCUGUUGUAUAGACUUCAGUUAUAAGUUUUAAAAGGUGCCCAGUAUACUAUUUGCUUCGCGAUAAUAACUUUUAUACUUUUGUAAUAAGGUUUUAUGUUCUAGACAUUACCAUAUCACAAGCAAUAGUAGGGUCGUAUUGAAUUGUAAUAAGGAAUAAGUUAUGUGUAGUUUAUGAUUUUGUUCCACAAAGGAUCCAUUUCAAUGGCGUUGCAUUAUAAUAAUAAUAAAUAGAACUUUUGUAUCGAUUUUGAUGUUCCUUUACUCUUAAGCCCUUGUUGGUCACAUACCAAAUUAGCUUGUUUAUUUGUUGUUAAGGUUUGAAGUCUGUUCUUUGUGGAACAAACUCCUAAAUUAAUGUUCUUUCGUACAUAUUUAAUGCAAGUUUAUACUUACUUAUAAUAAACGUCGAAUUAUAGUUUAGGAGAGGCACUGCCCGCUCAGACGAUUGGCAAACGCAUCUUUUGGUCGCUACGUUUUAUUUACGUAAUUAUGGUACGUGUAUACCAAUGUUGAUAGUCACUAGUUAAGCUGUUGAGGCGCUGUAUUAUUUGCUUGGAACUGUUUUGUUCAAUUUUACAAUCUUUAGAACACGACUGCCAUAAUUGAAGACUGACUAUUAUUAUUAGUUCUACGAUCUUCCGUCAUCGAUCUGAUCGUUAUUCUGUCCAUGCAAAUGUGGCGACUGCAGACAAACUGCAAUGCAGUUUCGCGGCACUAAGAAUAUAUAUUGUCUAUGUAACUGUUUACUUAAUAUAAAUAAAAAAAAUAAUCUAUUUCAUCUCAACGAGACGUUUACAGGUAAAUUAAAAUAAUGCUAUUCGGGUUAUAGUAUUGACCCCGUUCGGCUCCCAAACUGAAUUAGUCUUUGCCGUGUGGAUAUUAGUAACAAAAAAGUAUAAAAAACAAUAUUUUUUUAAGUAUUAGUAAUUUUUAUUGUUAUUUACGAAAUAGCUACUAUCCACGGCCUACUAAUAUUUAUAAUAUUUAGUAAGUCAAGGUUGCUGCGUUGCUAUGUUUAUACACGAUUACUAAAGUUUGCCAUAAAAUAAUUUUGAGAAGUGAGUUGCUUGCUUUUUUGUUUUGGUUGUUGUCGGUUUGUUUUGAUUUUCUAACCACGCCUCACCUAUAAUAAUAAUAAUUUUAUUUAUUUGUUGAAAAACACAGUUUACAGAGGCUAGUAAUAAAAUGUUUGGAACAGGCGUGUUUUGCCAAAACAAUGGCAUGAAAUUUUCACAUUAAAGAAUGCAUUGACCCAGUGACCCAGUACUAACAACAGUGACAGUUGCAACCAGGACAAAGGGGUCCUCCCCGACGCCCCCACCUAUCCCACGUACGAGGGAUGAGAUGGCCUUGUUUGACUGGUAACACUGCAACAAUUAGUCUUAGGGACUACUCCCACUUAUUCAGCUCCAUUCGCGUUUCGCUGAUCGAUUUUGGUCACACUAAUACAGCUUUGCUUCUAUCAGCCUCGUACGACGUCCAGUUUUGCGGUCAUCUGGAGGAAAAAGCUAAGAUAGCUUCUAAAAAGUGGGGGGUGCUCAAUAGGGUGAGACGGUAUUUCACGCCGAAAAACCGCCUGAAACUGUAUAAAGCUCAAGUGAGGCCACACAUGGAAUACUGUUCUCACCUGUGGGCAGGAGCGCCACAGUACCAACUCCUUUCGUUAGAUCGCAUUCAAAGUCUGGCAGCUCGAAUUGUUGACGAUCGGCGUCUUACUGUCCGGCUCGACCCACUGAAACUGCGUAGAAAUGUUGCAUCUCUGUGCAUCUUCUACCGAAUUUAUGACAGUGCCCUCCCACCGCCCUCCCCUACUAAUACGGUAUAAAUACGGCAAUGCAACCGAUAUUGAGUCAUUCACAAUCUGAGCGCCAAAGAUGAACUUUACAAGUGGACUCCGAACACCAAUCUAAUAAUUUACUUUGUUUAGAAGAAAAACGGUUAAAGAUUGAUGACUAAUUUUAAAGGCGUAUAACUUCUACUAAUAAUAAUAGUAGACAGAUUAAUAAAUGAUGGCAGUCUUACAUAUAACGAAAACAAACGGAACGAAACAAAAUAGUUCUGAUCGAUUAACCAGAGAUUUGUUUGCAUUCUUCUACACGAAUGCCGUUCAGAAACAUAUGCCAAAGUAAAAUAUUUGUAUGAUGUUCGUUCAUUUUUAUUCCCAUUGUAUUUUAUGUGCUGUAUCUGGCAGGAAAUUCAUCGUACAUUAGAAAACUAAUAUCUGUUUUAAAUAUGGAAUUGCGGGGUACGAAUGCUUAGUUGAAAGGUAUGACGGCGCGUGAGGCGUAUUGUAGAUGUUACAAUAUUGUUUGCACGGUGUCUCAUGAUCAUGUCUAUAAGUGAGGGGCAUCAUUUACCACCAGAGAAGCCGUCAUUCUCAGUGCAAUUUUUUUUUUUACACAACUUAAAUACUUGUAACAAAGGUGGUUGUAACAAACCUACAAAGCGGUACUUAGCUGUGUUUAUCUCUUUUCUAAAGUGUGAUGUUUACUGCCAGUACAUAUAAAGCGAUCUGACUUUAGGAUAGUAUUCGAUUUGUAAUUUGUUAGAUGAGUUCAUAAGAGAAUUAGAAUGUUAUUAAAGAGUAGACAACGAGUGCCAAAUUGACCACUGUUAUUGCCCGUAACUGUACAGGUACAGUCAGCUUCGUAUACGAGUAAAGAGGAACGUUUAAAAAAUGUAUUAGGAAUACUGUCUGAACAUGGUGUGGACAUUGUAUUGUAAAAAUCUUUAUUGUACAUAAUUUAUAUUGGAUACAUUAAAAGAUUUAAUAUACAUUUGCGGACUUAUCCCAUAAAGGGACAUCUUGCUCAGCCGUAUGGACUGAAUUUUGAAAUGGCAACUGGAAAAAUACUAUUCACUGGAAGCUCUGAUAAUGAAAUGUUUAAUACAUUUUAAAAUGAAAUAUUUACUAUGGCAAUGAGUGUUUCUGAGCUCCCCAUAUUGUUCACCAUCGAGCAAAUUAGUUUAUACGCCUUUUAAGUCUUUCACACGCUACGCCGUCAUACACAGACCAGCAGUGUAUGUCGACUGCAAAUCCAGUGACCCGGAGGUCGUUGCCUCCGGAGUUGAAGCAGAGGUAGUGGGGUACACCCUGAGGCCCCAACCUCGCCCGCCCAAUACCAUCUGGCGGGCAAUGAGAAGUCUUGUUGUUUUUGUAGUCUUUCACGAAACACUUAUUGUUCUGUUUCUAUCACCAAUA